Molecule: messenger RNA, 1803 nt
Organism: Pelodiscus sinensis (Chinese soft-shelled turtle)
Lineage: Eukaryota; Metazoa; Chordata; Testudines; Trionychidae
Source: RefSeq, a predicted model, not a curated record
AUGAUUAUCGUCCUGGAUGCUGCUUUGGCUCGUGGUGCCUGGGACUUUUGGUCACUGGGGGGGGCGCUCUCGCACAGGUACAACGCCUACCGCACCCCAGGCUUCCCGCAGUUCCGCACCCAGUACAUCCGGCGGCGCAGCCAGCUGCUGCGGGAGAACGCCAAGGCCGGGCACGACUCCGGUGCCCGCAAGCUGUACCUGCGCCUGCGCGCCCAGCUCCUCGCCCAGCGCUACGGGCCCCUCUCCGAGCAGAGCAGCUUCCGCGCCUACAGCAAUAGCAUCGUCCGCACGGUGCCCCGCUACGGGCCCCUCUCCGAGCAGAGCAGCUUCCGCGCCUACAGCAAUAGCAUCGUCCGCAGCAGCCGCACCACGCUAGACCGCAUGGAGGUACGGGAGAGGGGCAGCGGGGACACAACCAUAAGUAAUGUUGCACAGGGAGUGGUGGUGGACAACGAGGGGACCCUGCAGCUGAAGAGGAGUUUCCAACCCCCCCAGGGCUCCCACCCUGUGCGCAGCAUCUUCUGCCCCCUCAUGUCCUUCCGCCAGGGGGCCUGUGUGGUGACAGGCAGCGAGGACAUGUGCGUCUACUUCUUCGACGUGGAGCGGGCCAGCCGGGCCAUCGUGAACAAGCUGCAGGGGCACAGCGCCGCCGUGCUGGGCAUCAGCUUCAACUGCGACGAGAGCCUGCUGGCCUCCAGCGACGCCAAGGGCAUGGUCAUCGUCUGGCGCCGCGAGCAGAAAUAGGCUCCGCCCCUGGCGGCCCGGACCGUACUCCUCUCCGUGGGCUGGGCCUUGUGGACACCCCCAUCCCCACUGCUCCUCCGUGCUGGGCCAAGGGGCUGGCCCCUGACCCCUCCCCCCUUGUGUCUUCCCCCCAGGCAGCUGCCCCUUGGUGUGGGGCCUUCGCUGUGUAGCCUGCUUCCCCCUACAAGCCAGGCUUCCUGCUGGCUCUGGCAGUGUGCCUCUUUUCUGGCAUGGGGUCACAUCACUUCACUUCUCAGCGGGGAUCCCCUGGGGGGGCUGGCCUAGGCUGCAGGCGGGCCGACCUACAGCCUUGCUUGAAGCUGGUGGCUCCAGCCAGACACCAGCCUGGGGCAGUUCUGGUUGUGUCCCCCAGGGCCUAGCCAGCAUGGUACAUGCAGAGGCAGCAGCUGAGUGACCAGGGUUCCCUUGCUCCCCAGGGGGACACUGCAGGCAGGUCCCUUUGGGGCUCACCUGCCAUGGAGUUGAAUGAAAUGGGUGGGACAUGAGCGCUCGCAGGGGGCCAAGCCAUGGUAGGGGCUCCCUCCGCCGUCCGCAGUCUGACUCCAUACCACCCAGGCCCAGCAAGAGUCCAGGCCGGUGGGGCUCCAAGGAGCCCAUUUAACCCUCACCUUGCACAGAGUGCUGGCACUGGGCUACAGUCACCUCUGGGGUGGAGCAGCUGUCUGCACAUCAGAGAUGCAGCAACCUCUAGGGCAGGCCACCUGGGGCACAGCUGCCUAGCAAGCAUUUGCUACUUCAGCCCAGGAAGCAAACCAAAUUCCUCCAGGAGACAAGACUGCUGGGCUUCAGUCCAGAGGCUGGAGUUACAGCCCCAGUCCGGCGUACGCCCCCCACCCCAAAAAACCAGCCACCACCACCAGGUCCAGAAUCAAACCAUCUAAUUGAUUGCAGCCUGGGGCCCUCCCGCCUCUGCUGCUCCCCAACCCCGCAUCCCACCCCACCCUCCCCAUCAAAAACCCUGGUAGAAAAGUCCUUUUGUAAAACUGCCCCCACCUUGGUUUAAAAACACCCCCCCACCCAUGACGCUGCUGUGGCCGC